AUGGGCAAGCUUGGCCUUGUUGACUUUAAUCAAGCCACACACAUCCACUGCAAAGAGUGUUCUUCCACUUUUCAAACAAGACCUUCUAAAUGUCCAACUCCUAAUUGUAAAUCAAGGUUAUUCGGAGAUUGUCCACUUUGUCUUAAAUCAGUAUCACUCACCAACAUCUCAAAGCAUAAGUGUCGGUUCGAAAGCAGGAUUUUGAUUUCCAAUACUUCUAACAUUGAUAUUCAAAAUAUCAGUUCGGAACAUGUCACUUUUAUUGCAGAACAAAAUGGAAUAGGGACUCCAUUUGCAAAAUUAGAGAAACCUAUUUCAGAUAUGACCCCUAAUGACGCCAAUGAAACCGCUCAACAAGUUUUAGACCAAUUUUUCAAAGUAGGAGGAAAUGUCUCUCACUUAUUAACUCACUCCCAAAUGCGAUCAUAUUUCAGAGAUUUACGAUCAACAAAUUAUCAAAGAGGAGUCCGAACUGGUGUUAAAGGAAUAGUUGCGAAAUUAAAAAAAAAAAUUAAGGACCGAAAUUCACAAUUAGAAGGCACUAAUUUAUCCUCAAAUCAAAUUAAGAUGCUUCAACGAGUAUUGUUUGAGGAAAAUAAUGAAGAUAUUGAAUCAAGAAAAAAAAUCGAUCGCACAAUGAAAAAGUUAAACUUCAAACUUGAACCAAUUUCAGACAAGGUUAUUUUGAAUCUUCUUGCUUUCUGUAUGAACACUUUAAACAAAUCUACAAAUGACAUUCACAAGGCCAUUUCAGAUGCAUCAAAUUUUUAUGAUAUAAGCGGAGGGAACAUGUCAUUUUAUACUGAGCGAAAAGAAAUUAUUGAAAAACAUCUCGUGAAUUUUGAAUCAAUUUGGGGGCGAAUUGGAGAGGCGUUAUUGAAGCAAUUUAAUAUCACGAUAUCAAAAGGAUCUAUUGUUUACAACGUCAGAGCGUUAUUUCACAAAUACGGGUUUAAUUCAAUAACGCCAACAAGGAUGAGAGGCAAAAAACAUUCAUGUAACGGAAUAAGAGCAAACUUUGCUUUCGAUGUCACAAAUAUGAGAAAGGAAAAUUUACAACAAAUCCCUACCCCAAAAACAAUCGUCGAAGAUAAUGGGAAAAUAUUAGGAGCAGAAUUAGACAUUCUUGAGCAUUUUAAAUAUAUUUUAAUAAGCUGCCUUGAUCAUGAUUGUUUUACGGGUGAAACUUUAGAAAAAGCGAAAAAAGAACCUGUUGACUGUUGUGCCGCUUGGUGGGGAGACUCAACUGGAAACAUGGGGCACAAUAAUUCAAUGUUUUGUGGAAGCAUUGGAUUGCUGCAUGGAUUGAGCGUUACUUUUAAACAAGAUCGUAAAAUCCAACAAUUUGUAAAUCAACGACAUAUUUCUAUGAUGGGAUAUUUCAAAGAUUCCAGUAAGCACUUUACUAAGGUACUCCAAAAAGUGGGAGAGAGCUUUUUUAAACUUGGAACAAAUACCAUUCAAGCUGAAUAUAAGGGGGAAAAGUAUCUAUUUAAUGUCAGGAUUACCAAAAUCAAAGGAGACGCUCCGUUCUUACAAAAAGUUCUGAAUAACAAGCAAGGAGGGAAUCAAGCAUGCUUUCUUUGUGAUGAUCAUAAGGAACUAUGGAGAACAUCUCACUUUUUGCAUGGAAAUUCAAAAACAUUAUGGGGUGUCUGUAAUAAUCUUAAACAGGCAGGAAUAUUAGGAUUUCCACAUAUUAUGAAAUCAUUUGAAAAAAACCUUAACGAUGAUGCAGUGAGGGAUGUGUUUGAAAAAAUUGAAAUUGUUAUUGAUUCGUUGCAUUUAGUUAAAAACGUAUUUGAGAAUGUCAGAGAGUUUGUGCUGCAGUUUUUAAGAAAUAACCGAGCAGAAGGAUGUGUUGAUGAAAUAAUUGAAAAGGAGAAAGACAAUUUGAAUGGUGGUGAUGUGUCAAAAUUGAAGAAAGUGAGAUAUUAUCGGUCAAUAUUGAGUUGUGUGGAUGUUGUGUAUGUUGCUCCAUUACAAAAACUUGCUGAAAGUUUCACAGAAGAUCAAUCAGAAUUGAAGAAACAAGUUUCAGAUUUAAUUUCAAUCAUGAACUCUAUUGCAGAAAUUGUUUUCAUCAUGUACAAGAAGGAUAUUUGUGAAAAAGACAUUUUACGUUUUUGGGUGAAUACUUUUAAUAUGUAUCAUUUGCUAGAAUUGUUGGGUUAUGUUAUGAAAACAUAUGAUCAUCUCACGUUCAGUCAUGCUGGUUCUUUCAUCGAAUCUAAAACGCAAUUCGAAAAUACUAAUGAGCAAGAUGAAUGUUUGUUCAAACACAUCAGAAAGGUGAUGCAUUUGUUUGGUGGUCGUCAAGUGUAUUCAAAUAAGGAGAAAGAGGACAUGAUUGAUGCAAUCCAAGAUAUUUCUCUAGCAAGUACUACCGUUGACAAAUGGAAAUUAAUACCAAAACAUUUUGAAUUGGUGUGGAGACGAGCUUUUGCGAAUAGAUCUCUUCAAGAACAAUUUGGGAGGAAUCAUCAUUCAAAUAACAAUACCUUGAACAAGAAAUGGAGAUGCCAUCAAUAUCAAAAUUUAACAAUCAAACAAUCCAUAAUGACGAACUCCACCACCAAUAGAAAAUGGGACAAAUUCUGUCAAAAAAUAUUCCCAAUAAUUCAUGCUCUCACUGAAAAGCAAGAAAUCGUAAUACUGAAAUCGGAUGAAUGUUUGGAGUUUAAAAUGGUGACCAAAUCUCCCUCUGAAAAUUUGGAUUACAUGUAUCUCAGUGAAUUACGCAACGAUGUCUAUUCCACAAUCACGCUCCAACAGUUAAAAAAUUUAGGCACCAAUGAAAUUAAUAUUGUGCACCAUUCAAAAUCCAAUGUCGAUCCUAGAUUCAAGGUGCUAAAGCAAAAUCUCAAAAAGUUAGCAGGUCGAAUGCUUACUACUAUUCUAGCAAAAAUUAACAUUGAGGCAUGGAAGUCUAUUAGAUCAAAGAAAACACCAUCAAAUAAGACGAAAAUAGAGAAAAUCGUUAAGGUUGUCACAGACGACCGAACAGCACUGGAGUGUCUUCAACAACAUUACCCAGAAUUGCUUGAAAGUGAUGAGAGACAACAGAUAUCAAAAAGUUCCAAGAAACAAAGCCGAACGGAUGAUGUCAAUACUUGUGGAAGGAAAAAGGCAAAGCAAUCAACCAAUCUUCCUUUUCUCGGAAACUCUCAAAAUGUUAGCGUUGCAAUGCAAUCUCCUCCUGUCAUACCAAUUACUAUUCCCUCUGUGAUAAAUAUGAUCACAACAAGUCAACCACAACGAGCUCCGAGUUACAGCAACUAUUUGCAUUACAGGCAACCAAGUGUUUCACAAAAUGCAACUCAGGAUCAACCCUCACAAUUUAACUCUUCUUCACCCUGUGGAAAUUCAUCCGAAAUUUUAAUGGAAGGCACUGUUGAUCAAGUUUUUCAAUCAUCGGAACACACAAUUGGCACAAUCGGAAGGUCAUCCCAACCGGUGAUGGAUUUUCUUCAAUCAAUGCCAUCAAAUGUGAUAUUUAAUUCUCAACGUUUAACACAUCCAUAUAAUACUCACACCCAAACACAACAUCAAAACGGAGUGGUGAGAAACGACGACGCUGCACCAAAACGGAGUGGUAAGAAAGCAAACCAACAGCUGUUCGCUCAGUUGGUGAUAAACAAUACAAUCAGAUAA
Messenger RNA from Naegleria lovaniensis, 3654 nucleotides. RefSeq lists its product as uncharacterized. Bases 1 to 3654 code for a protein of 1217 amino acids. The record is from RefSeq and is a predicted model, not a curated record. The transcript has a single exon. Lineage: Eukaryota; Heterolobosea; Eutetramitea; Acrasida; Naegleriidae.